Messenger RNA from Cyanistes caeruleus (blue tit), 6556 nucleotides. RefSeq names its product four and a half LIM domains 5 (gene FHL5). The record is from RefSeq and is a predicted model, not a curated record. Lineage: Eukaryota; Metazoa; Chordata; Aves; Passeriformes; Paridae. Gene Ontology annotation, cellular component: nucleus; Z disc. Gene Ontology annotation, molecular function: transcription coactivator activity. Gene Ontology annotation, biological process: positive regulation of transcription by RNA polymerase II.
ACUUAACACACUGUUCUGAGUGUUCCUGUAUUUUUGUUUCAUACAGUUUUAUGCUGGUAUUAUAAUGAACUUACUACAGAAUUUAUUUCAUCAUGUGUUGAACUUGCUAUAUUCCAGCCUAUGUUAUAAGGAUUAAAAAAAUGGAUUCUUUGAAGUAGAUGCAAUGGAAGCACUACAGUUCAGCGAUAUCUUCUGGCUACUAACAGAAUUCAAGGAGACAUGGCUGGAAAAGUGUCUCAGGUAUUUUUCUUGAUUUGGAAAUUCAGUCUUUAGUUUAUGAUACAGAAGUAUAACAUCUGAAAGAGAAAGAAAAGGAAUUUUGCUAAUUCACAGGUUUUUUUCCUCUGCCUAGGAGGAAUGUAUGUGGAAAGAAAAGUAAUCUUGUCUUAAAAAUCAGAGGUGCAGUUCACAAAACAUGACAAAAAAAUGCCCUUUGGAUUAUCUAGGAAAAUGAAGGUCACUACAAAGUAUACAAAUUAACACUUUUACUCUGGUUUUAAGUGCUAAUGUCAGCCUCUCAUCUUUGACUAUGGUGUCUAAACACCAUCUCAUAAACUCAUAUAUAGUAUAAGUAUAUAUAAGUAUAUUAAGUAUAUAUACUUCAUCUCAUGAACUGACAUGCAUAGAUGCGUGUAUUUGCCUAUACACAACCACUUAAAAAUAUUCUCAUAACCUUGUUCGUUGCUACUGUCAGAUUGGAGUGGAUGAAUUAGCCACAGGUAGAAUAAUACCUGUCUCAACAACAGCCUUGCCUUUCCUUCUUUUUAAGUGACAAAGGAUGACUUUUGUAGUUGGUUACUUGCAGAUCUGCUGGAAUUAAGCAAAUUGUUGCUCUGUUAGAACUUUCAAUUCUCUUUGCACAGCUUCUUAAAAAAAUUUGGCACAGAUUUCUAAAUAAUAUCAUUGGACUUUGUUGUCUGCAUGAAUCCAUCUGAGAGCUUGUUCAGAUAAAGCUAUAGUAGUUCUGUUUUCUGUAGGCUCAUGAGUAAGGCUACUCGAGCUGUGGUUGAUCCCUGAAUGUUUUUCCUAGUAAGUAACAGUAGGCCAAGAAAAUGGAAAUACCUACAAAUCUGGUAGAUUGAUGUUUGUUGUUUAAUAGGAAGUUUAGUACUCUUGCAGAUGACAGAAUAGUAACUGUGGUGGGUCACACUGAAGGUCACUGUAACCAGUGUUAUGUCUCCAGCAGAGGCCAAAAGUGGGUGCUUAGAGAAUAUAAGAAUAUAAGAAUAUAAGAAUAUAAGAACAAAACAUGUAGUAUUUCUCCUUUGAGUGCCUCCAAAUACAUGCUGCCCAAAUGUUUUGAACAAUUCUACUUCAUUAUGGAUACUCUAUGCUAGCCCAAAUAACAAAACAUAUUCAGUAAAUGCCAAAGAUAUUUGGUCAGGAAAACAAGGUCUUUCUUUUAGGAAUUGUUAAGUAAUGCUAUCUCUUUGAGGUUUUGUUCUUUAAAAAAUGAAUAUUCUAAAUUGGAACUAAUAACUUGAGUAGUUUAAAGAGGACCACCAUUUGCUUGAUGAAUUUCCCAAACUCUCAACAUGAAGAGAAAGGUUGGUCAAGACAGGUUGUGCUGGGAGAUAAAAUAAAAUAAGAGAUAAAGAGAUAAAAUAAGCUUCUUUGUAUUUCAGGAAGUGUUACAGGAGCUGCAAGAGACAUCAUCUAGCUGGUAGUCAGAAGAAACAACAGGAUUUUGCUGACCUCCUCAUUUGUACUUGUACCUGUUGAAAAAAAACCUGAUUGUUUCAGAUGUUUCUCUGGGCCUGUCUUCUGUUAAUACAGCUGUUAUCUCUAUCUACAGCUUAGACAGAUUUGAGGGUAGUCUUUGAAGCGUAAGGAAAGUGAUGUGCUGUAGGAUGUGUCUGAACUUCUCGUCCUUGACAGCAAGAACAUAUUGUGUUAGUAUUUCUAAGUGUCAUUAGCUCUCUCAACAGAUCUGCUCUGGAAAUACUUCUGUCUGCAUUGGAUUUAUGAACUUGAAAAGGUACUUGGUUAAGAACUAUGCUAUCAGGGUUUUUUCUUUCUGGAAGGAAAGACAAAAGAAAACUUUACGAUUCUCAUUCUAGACGCAAAUUCAUAUCUAACUCCUCUCUCUCAUCAAUCUGCUAAAAUCCCAGGUGAAAGGUGCUUGAUAUAAAUAAAGCUUAUAGCAGAAAUUACAAUAGGAGGAAAGAGAUCACUCUUGUCUAAGUAAUAGCUAUGUGUCUGGAGAGGUUUAACAAGACCACAAGCAGAGAUCAUCAGGUCUUGGCAAUAGUAGUCAGAGGAUCAGUGUUAAUUGUGAGACAUAGAUAACCUUCAGAACAUGUCCAGAUUUGGCAAUUUUACCAAAGUACACAGAUUACAUAAUACAUAUUUAAACCAUUCAAACAUUUCCUUCUAUCUUUGAUACAAAACAGCUCCCACCCACUUGACCUUAUAGAGCGAGUGAUUCAGAUCUAUUGGCUCUUGGUUGUGGAAAAAUCUGCCUUGAGGUCAGUUGUGGUUCAUACCACAAGCAGCCAUCCUUUCUUUACUCUGCCUAACUCCUGCCUGCUAUUUUAAAUGGACACAAUAUCCUUACUUUCAGCUUCAUUUGAUUAAGGGUCUGCAUAGAGUCAUAUGCAAAGUAUAAGGACCUCUGAAUGCUGUGUAUGUGCAGGAGCCUGUCUGUGAGCUGGCCCCUGUUGGGUCUAAGCAGAAGGUAAAGGAGGUGACUGUGACUCAAAAUCCAGGCUUGGGAAAUACUGAGAGAGAGCCUAGAGGAGUCCAUUGCUGCCACAUUGAUGGAAAUCCUGUGUGAAUUCCUUCCCACCUGCUGGAAAGCAGCAAAUUGUAGCAGCCCAGAAAAUGCUUGAGAUGUGUCAGAACUUCUGAGUUCUGCCAUGUCCCUAAACAUCUUUCCUGAAACUGGAGGAGUUUUUUUUCCCUGCCCCGCCCCCCAUUUCCUGUAUAUAACAAUCAGACUUUAGUAAUUGCAACUUUUCUUUUAAUUUUCUGAGUUACAAGCCCACAUGAGGCCUUUUGGAUUCAUUAUGCAUGAACCAGUGUGUAUCUGGGGAUGAAUAAUGUUCCAUCUUACUUUCUUUUUUCCCCUUGCUCUGAAUGGUUGUUUUUUAACAGAAAUGCCUUUUUCCUUUUGAGAACUCUCAGAAAUAUGUUCCUUUAAGAACCUCCUACAUGGUAUGUAUUUGCAAUUUGUAAACACAGUAUGUCAAAGAAUGAUUUGAUUCAGUGGUGAGGCAGCCAGAUAUUUGUAUGUCAUGAGGUCUAAGGGAAACAAACUGACCCUCAGCCUUCCCCCAUCCAGGCAAAUUCUGAUGGGACCCUCAAAUAGCUCUGGCAAAGUGCUCUGUUUCUUUUGGACUUGAUGAAUGCUUUUUUCUGUGAAGACAUGUAAUUACUCCUUCCUUUAUUUUGCCGCACAAGUUACCAAGAGAAGCAGCUUAAAACUAAAUAUCACGUGGAGGGCUCCAGCAGGAUGACCAGCAGUCACACAGACUGUCAUUUCUGCCUGCAGUCUCUCCGUGGCAGGAAAUAUGCACUAAGAGAUGAAAAUGCUUACUGUGUUCCGUGUUACGACAGCCUGUACGCCAACCCCUGCGAAGAGUGCAAGAAACCCAUUGAGUGCAGCUCCAAGGAUCUGGCCUACAAAGGUCGUCACUGGCAUGAGGGGUGCUUCAGGUGUGCCAAGUGCAGUCGCUCACUUGUGGAGAAACCAUUUGCUGCCAAGGACGAGGUCUUGCUGUGUACUGACUGCUACUCCGAUGAGUAUUCAUCCAAGUGUUUUCACUGCCAGAAAACCAUUAUGCCUGGUUCACGUAAAAUGGAAUUUAAGGGAAGUUCCUGGCAUGAAUCCUGUUUUGUUUGCCAGUAUUGUCGGCAACCAUUGGGAACAAGACCAUUAAUCACCAAAGACAAUGAGAAUUACUGUGUGCCCUGUUUUGAGAAGCAAUUUGCUCACCAUUGCUAUGCUUGCAAAAAGGUUAUAACUUCUGGAGGAGUGACCUACCAUGACCAGCCUUGGCAUAAAGAGUGCUUUGUGUGUGCUGUGUGUAAAACUCAGCUGUCUAGGCAAAGAUUCAUUUCCAAAGAUGAGUACCCAUACUGCGUAGACUGUUUCAGCAAAUUUUAUGCCAAUAAGUGUGCUGCUUGCAAGAAACCUAUUACAGCUCUCGGAGGUGCCAAAUACAUCUCAUUUGAGGAGCGUCAGUGGCACGGGGAAUGCUUUAACUGCGUGAAAUGCUCUGUCUCCCUGGUGGGCCAGGAAUUCCUCACUCGGCAGGAUGACAUCCUUUGCCACAAAUGCGGCUCGGCUUCAUAGUUCUGUGGAGAGCUGUGCAGCUCUACAGCUUCACUAUUCCCACUCUGCUGUAAGAAAACCAGAUAAAAGGCACUACAGUUAUUUAGUCAUUCAAGUAAUUUUGCAACAGCAGUUUAACUCCGUCCUAGCUCGCAACUGCUUAUAAACAAAAAUUAAACAACCGCCCCAUAGUGCUUAAUAAAACGAUGCAGAUAAGAUUUGUAUAUAUUUUAAGCCUAACUCGAGUAUGUUUUCCUUGUAACACACUGCACUCUGCUGUUAGAAUCUCAAAAAAUUGUCUUUUAUCACCUAUGAACCAGAGAGGAUUUAAAAGUCUGUCUGGCAUAUGAAUAAUGAUGAGGCGUUAGCACUGAUUCACAGAUGCAGAUCUUGGCAGGGAAAGCUGGGCACAAGCAUUUUUCUAAUGGAUAAUAACAUUGAAGAGAGCACCUUGUAAAUAUUAUAUUCUUCCAUACUUUGGGCAAAAAAGAUGCUGAAAAAGCAGGCAGAAAUUGUGAAUAGGAGGUGCUUUCACUGCAGAGUCAGAGAGGGCCAUUCAAAGGGACAAUUCAAUGGGAAAUAAGGUCACUUCCCUUACUGGGAUUGCUACCCAAAGAAGUCAGCCAAAACACUACACCACAGGUCCUUUCCCAAAACUGGGUAACUGCACUUAAUUUUUUAGGCAUAGCUGCUCUAGAACAUACAUAAACCCAUAUUUUCAGCUACUGCAAGAGGUAAGGAUUGCCCAAGAUUGAACAGUGCUGACAUACAUUUUCCCAUAAUCAAUAUGCCUUAAGACUUUUUCCACUACCUUUGCUAUACCUUCAAAUACAGGCCUAAAAUAUAUAUUUUUUUAUUAGUUGACACAAGAGCCAAUUCAUACUGGUCCCUUUAAUCUUGUACUUUCCUUCAUUUAAAACCACUUUGCCAGCAAUUGAAGCCCCGUUAAGGACCUUACAUGCUUGGUCUUUGAUUCACAGUUCAUUCCUACGCUUGUAAAUUCCUUCUUGUGGACAGCAGACUAUAAACUCUCCAGAACCAAUUCCUGAUUCAUUUCACCAUUAACCACAUGUGUUUUUAACAGUAUGUCAAGAAUUAGUAACUGUCAUUGCAAGCCAAGCAGCUCUUGCUUGCAGUACAGGGCCUUAGUUUCUAGGUAGCCAGCCUUUAUAUCUACUUGCUGAGCUCCAGCACUCAAAUAUCUACUAUUGAAGGGCAACUAGAACUGAGUUACAAACAGCUAUCUUCUUCCAUAAUGUGUGUCACAGUAGCCUGGUUCGUGUACUGGGACACAGUGGAUGGAGCAGUGAUGUUAGGAAUGGCAGGUUCUGCACUGUCCAGCAGAGUUUGUGUCCUCAUCUCGCAUGUAUUUGAGUCAUUCUUCUUUAGACUCUAACCUUGAGUACACAGAGUUAUUUGGCUAACUUGGGUGGCUCUCAUUCAUAUUGAAGAUAGACACUACUUUGGGUAGAAAAGUGAAAAAAAAAAAAAAGAAUAUGUGUGCACGGCUAAGCCAGGGCAAAAAUGCAGUGGCAUGAAAUCACCUAUGGAUUAUGACUGACCAAUGAGUACACAGCAGUCUGUUGUCAAUCAAUAAAAUAUUGAUCUUUUGCUCUAUGUGGGGUUAGUUUUUGGUUUUCAUCUUCUUCUUUUAUGGCAGCUUUUAUGGCAGUCUAGAGUUUGAAUAGUUUACAUUUUUCAUUUUACCCCAGCUUCUUCCUUUUCUAUUUACACAUCUCCUAUGGCUGACACAGGUUCUUGGUAAGGUUUAGAUUCCCAUAAAUAGAAAUAUAUUUCAUUGCCUUAUAUGUAUAAAUAUAUAUAUACACACAUAUACAUACAUACAUACAAACACACAGACAUAGUGGCUCACGGUUAUGUAUGACGUUCUAAAAAUUUGCACUGUUAGUACAUGUUAACGGUCUUAAAUUUUUUAAUUAAAAUUAUGAAUCACCGUGUUUGGCCUUGUCUGUGUGGUGUACCUUUUGUUUGUGUGAAAUAACAUUCAGCACAUCUCAAGAGUGUGGUUUGGGGCCUUUAUUCAGUCUCCUCUCAAGAAUCAUAAAUCUUAAUUACAAAUUGACGCAGGAAUUACCAGGCAGCCUCCUAAGACAUGGGGAUGUCACAGGUCAGACACACUGAUCAUGAUAAUCCUAGUCUUCCAGCCUUAACAUUUAUGAAAAUGAAAUUCUUCUCUGACUCAUCAACUAAUUAUAUUUUUAGAAAUACCAACUGAAUUAUUUAUUUCUUCUGCAGUAAAUACUGUACAGUCAAAUCUGA